AUGGCAAGGCCUGAGCAUGUGUGGAAAAAUACAUGGAAGUUGUUGUCUGAUGACAUUGUGCAUAGACAAAGAAGAAUUCUCGAUAAUCAAGCUUUAUCCAAAUCCAUCCCAUUAGAUGUACCUGUCAACAUGUGUAGAAAAUUGGGUUUACAAGUAACAGAUGAAGAGCUGCAGGACUUAAUUCUAAUUGAAAUUGAAGACUUACAGAAAGCUUACAACAAAAGCUUAAGAGAUUACCAUUCUAUGCCAUACCCAAACAUGAAAAUAUCUAAUCUGCUAUUGAGGCACACUGGGAUUAAUAGACUGAUUCACGAUGAACUUCGAUAUGAUAGACGCAAUCUAGCGGUGGAACACACAACAUAUCUGCAACAACUAACAGAAGAACAAAGAUUAGUAUAUGAACAAAUUAUGAAAACUGUGAACAAUGGGAAAGGGAGGGUCUUCUUCCUAUAUGGAUACGGUGGGACUAGAAAGACAUUUUUCUGGAAGACACUAGCCGCUGCAAUUAGAUCAAAAGGGAAGAUUGUUAUCACGGUUGCAUCAAGCGGGAUAGCAUCCUUAUUGUUACCAGGUGGUAGAACGGCACACUCAUGUUUUGCAAUCCCAUUAAACCUUGAUGAAUUUUCAACAUGCAACAUAAAGCAAGGCAGUGCAUUGGCUGAGUUGAUACUAAAGACUCAGUUAAUAAUAUGGGAUGAAGCUCCUAUGGUUAAUAAACAUUGCAUUGAGGUGCUUGAUAGGACAAUGAGGGAUAUCUUGAGGUUUAGUAAUCCAAAUAGUCAAAAUCAGCCAUUCGGAGGAAAGACAAUUGUAUUCGGUGGGGAUUUUCGGCAGAUACUUCCUGUUAUUCCCAAAGGUAGUAGGCAAGAUACUGUACAUGCAACGAUAAAUUCUUCUUACAUUUGGGAGAGCUGCAAGUUACUUACUUUGUCAAAGAACAUGCGUCUGAAAGCUACACAUGAUGAUGAAAAAAUAGAAGACUUAAGGGAAUUUGCAGAAUGGAUUCUAAAGAUCGGUGCUGGAAACUAUGGCACUCUGAAGGAUGGUGUUGACAGAGUUAAAAUUCUGGAUGAUAUCAUGAUAAAGGAUUGGGAUGACCCCAUCGUAGCUAUUUGCAAAGCAAUAUAUCCGGAUUUGUUUGAUGGGACAAACUAUCUAUCUAACAUUCAAGAUCGGGCCAUACUUGCACCCACAUUGCAUAUUGUUGAUGAAAUCAAUAAUUAUAUGAUCAGUUUGAACCAAACCGAGGCGCAAACCUUUUAUAGCUCAGACAAAGCAUGCGAAACAGAACCUGCUAAUGACAUCUCUGCAUCAAUUCACACACCUGAGUUCCUAAACACGAUUAAAUGCUCUGGGGUGCCAAACCAUGAAUUGACACUCAAGGUUGGGACACCUAUAAUGUUACUCCGUAACAUUGACCACACGGCUGGGUUAUGUAAUGGCACUCGCUUAGUCAUAACCAAACUUGGUAAACACGUAUUAGAAGCAAGGAGCCUAUCAGGAGCAAACAGUGGCCAAAAUGUUUUCAUCCCAAGAAUGACUUUAACCCCAUCUGAUUACAGGAUACCUUUCAAGUUUCAACGUAGACAAAUUCCUAUAAUGGUAUCAUAUGCGAUGACCAUUAAUAAAAGUCAAGGCCAAUCGUUGUCUAAAGUUGGGUUGAUCCUAAAAAAAUCCGUCUUUAUACAUGGUCAGUUAUAUGUUGCGGUAUCUAGAGUUACAAAUAGAGCUUUAUUGAAAAUAUUGAUAUGUCACGCGGAGGAUAACUGCACAGAAACGGACAACGUGGUAUAUAAAGAAGUGUUUAGGAAUGUUGGUUAG
Arachis duranensis is the source of this 1821-nucleotide messenger RNA. Its product is annotated as ATP-dependent DNA helicase PIF1-like. The coding region runs from base 1 to 1821 and encodes 606 amino acids. Gene Ontology annotation, biological process: telomere maintenance; DNA repair. Lineage: Eukaryota; Viridiplantae; Streptophyta; Magnoliopsida; Fabales; Fabaceae. Gene Ontology annotation, molecular function: DNA helicase activity. The transcript has 3 exons. The record is from RefSeq and is a predicted model, not a curated record.